Acanthaster planci (crown-of-thorns starfish) is the source of this 2644-nucleotide messenger RNA. RefSeq names its product electron transfer flavoprotein subunit alpha, mitochondrial-like. The record is from RefSeq and is a predicted model, not a curated record. Gene Ontology annotation, molecular function: electron transfer activity; flavin adenine dinucleotide binding. Gene Ontology annotation, cellular component: mitochondrion. Lineage: Eukaryota; Metazoa; Echinodermata; Asteroidea; Valvatida; Acanthasteridae. Gene Ontology annotation, biological process: fatty acid beta-oxidation using acyl-CoA dehydrogenase.
UAGAGUACGUUCGGUCGUGACAUAACGUGUGCAUCUUUGGCCUUAUAGUUGCGUCAACUUAAAGUAAAAAUACCAUUUACAAGAAUUGUUCUCGCGAAUUUAUCUCUAUAUUUUGAUAACCAUGUUUGGUUUGAUUGCAAGGAAUUCUUCACGCAGAAUUUGUCAAUCGUUUGCGUCGCUGAGCCGCUACAACAGCACGCUGGUGAUCGUUGAGCACAACAAUGAAUCGGUCACGCCCAUCACCCUGAAUACACUGACCGCUGCCUCCAAGAUUGGAGGGGAGGUGUCGUGCCUGGUCGCUGGAACAGGUUGUGGCAAGGUUGUUGAGGAGUUGUCCAAAGUUUCAGGCAUCGCCAAGAUCAUGGUCGCAGACAACGAGGCUUACAAAGGUUUCCUUCCGGAAGCUCUCACGCCACUGCUGGUUGCCACCCAGAAACAGUUCAGCUUCACCCACAUUGCCUCAGGAGCGACAGCGUUUGGCAAGAAUUUGAUUCCGAGGCUUGCAGCAAAGCUGGAUGUGUCGCCGAUUUCUGACAUCAUCGGAAUCGAAGGACCCGACACAUUCGUCAGAACCAUCUACGCAGGUAAUGCAGUAUCGACCAUCCGUAGCUUGGACCCAGUCAAGGUAUUCAGCGUAAGGGGGACAGCAUUUGAGGCAGCCGAGGUCGGAGAGGGUGCCGCCGCCUCAGAACAAGCUCCGGACCCGGGCUCCACCAACGAUCUGUCCGAGUGGGAAAGCCAAGCCCUGAGCAAGAGUGACCGGCCAGAAUUGACCAGUGCCGACAACGUUAUCUCAGGAGGACGCGGCAUGAAAAGCGGCGACAACUUUGAGCUCCUCUACAAACUGGCCGACAAGAUGAACGCCGCCGUCGGGGCGUCCAGAGCGGCGGUGGACGCUGGCUUCGUGCCCAACGACAUGCAGGUCGGACAGACUGGAAAGAUAGUGGCUCCGCAACUGUACGUAGCUGUGGGCAUCUCUGGCGCUAUCCAGCAUCUGGCCGGUAUGAAAGACAGCAAAGUCAUCGUUGCCAUCAACAAGGAUCCCGAGGCACCCAUCUUCCAAGUGGCCGACUAUGGACUGGUAGCAGAUCUCUUUAAGGCUGUCCCCGAAAUGACAGAAAUUCUUGAGAAAAAGUGAGCAUUUGUCGAGGACGGCGUCAAAGUCGAAGGAACUGGUCUUCAAUUCAGGGAUGUUUUUAAUUCCCCGCAAAAUAUACGUCACCCUGUCAAUCUCCUUCAAAGUAUCAGUCAUAGUUUUUCUGAAUCGUACCGGAAUGGAACAGGAUUUCACAGCUGGUGUUUAUCUUUCAACAGAGAAUGCAUGCUUGGAGAGAGGGCAAUUGUCAAUUAAUUCCGUUUGAAAAAUCAAAAUAAACUGAUUUAGUUUGGUAAAGGAAUGGAGACCAUGCAUAUGAAAAGAAUUUAAUUUGUUUACGGUUGAAGCUUAAGUUAUUGUGCAGGGGCCAGUUAAAAAUUCCAAAGCGUGAAGGGAUACGAGACAAAAAUGUCUAGUUAACGUCUCGAAAUGAUUAGGUGUGAUGGCAUUUUAAAGUUUCGAAGUUGGAACAGUUUGGACAAUAGGAAUGGAUUAAAAUCAGCAAAAUGCUGAGAUGUCAGCUUUCCACCUGCCAAAGGGUCACAUGCUCCAUCACAUGCAAAUAUCAUACUCUUCUGCGUUGAAAGUAUUUGUAAUACGCAUGAGUAGUAUGACUGUACUUUGACCGUCCGCCUUGAGCAGAAGCACCCCCUCAUCAGUUGAAAAGAGUCAUGUUGGUGGGGAGUGUUCACUUUGCUGUACUGUGACGAAAGUAAUGCAUGCGUUUUGUAGUUGUUUGUGAACCAGCAAAGUGCAGUUCCUACCAAAGGAGCCCCCAUUUCUUGGAAAAUAGCACCCUCUCUUGGUCAGGUCGGGGCUCAUUACCGCUUGGAAGUAGGACUAGUUACCUGCACAGACUCUUUUGAUUUGCUUGAUGAGCAGGUCCACCUUUGAAAAAAUACGACUACCGAGAAAGUAUCCAAUAUUCAAGCUUCAUUUCACCAUCUGCAAUAAAGAAACGAGUGGCCAGUUUGAAAGAACUUCCCACUUUAUUGUCCUUACAUGACUCCAACAGAGAUGUUCAUAAAUAUAAGAAAAUCAGCAACGAUCUAUGUUAAAAAUUCACCGGAGCCCGUUUAACAAAUUGCGGUUUUGUCCUGAUAAACUGCGCAUGCCGUAAGCUUGCUGGAGCAAAUGACAGCACUUUCGCUGCACCCCACGUAAACAAACUUGCCUCAGUUCUGCGAUGUUUCUCGUUGAGGCCUGGAGAUUGUUAGCAGAUGCAAAGCUUUCAUUCAUCAAAAAAUCGGAGAGAAAUGCCGAGUUCUUUCAAGCGUUAGCUGGUCCUUGCGUGCCAAUCAUCAUGACAGUCCUGCAUCCAGCGACUGGAUUCAGAAUGCUUAAGUCUCUUGUAUCCCUGCUUGUGACGAGACUUUUCAUUCAAAGUUUUAAAAAUUCUUUCCUAUCUGUUCUGCGAAAGUAUGUGAUUUGACCGUAUCUGAGCAUACAUAGGAGAAAAUCAACAAUGAAUAUUGAACAAUCAUUCGUUAGUUUGACAUUGACAAAUGGAUGAAAAAAGGAAUAGUUGAAUAAAGAUUUUAAAAGAAA